ACGGGCGGUGGCAGAGGGUACGGGGGACCUGACCGAAAGCAAAGCCCGUAACCCCCGUUUGCGGGCCGAGCCCACUUCAGACACGCCGUGUCCUCCGCGUGGUCCACAUCAUCUUGUCCUGACCGCCUCUCUUUCUCUCUCGCUUCCUCUUUGCGUUCCAUCUUUCUCCCUAUCUUUUUCUCCCUAUCUCUUUCGCGCGCGCGCGUGUAUCUCUCGCUGCGCUCUCGCGCCCUUGCCACGGUCUGCUCGUUGGUACCUGUGCUUGUGCCGCGUUCUCCCUCCUGCCUCCGCCUCGUCGACGCUCCACGUUCUUCUCCUCGAGCGGGUUCGCCGAGCGGCCGACCGCAGUUUGCGGUCUCCACCGCGAGUUUGCCCUCGCGUCGCGCGGAGACCUGGCACUCCGCCGGCUACCAGGAGUAACUGCACGUGCUCUGCGCCACGGGUACGAGGUGAUGAGCGCCGGCCUGCCGAGAAGAGGAGGAAACAGUCGAGGAAUCGCGGCCACGGGACUGCGACUUCCGACGGUGGCGGCUUUUCCCGAGGAGUCGGAAGCUGAACGCGUGAUUACCAGUGAGCUCAACUAAUUGUAAGUGGAAGUGGAACAGCGAGAACAUUGUUUAAGAAGAUUCCUCCGCGAUAGACGUUUGGCCUGAAGGAAGAUCGAUUGAUAAAAAUCGACGUUGAGAUGUUGCUUCUGCAGUGCGAUCAGUUACGAGUGUAAUCCUGCUGACGGGAUGGUUGAGCCGUGAUCUUGAUGAUUGAUCGGACCUUUAAAGGAGCUAAGGAAUGCGUGCGUUCUUCAAGUAAAAGAAGAACAUCCACCUCGCGAUUUCAUCAAGGACAAGCCGAUUGUACUUUGCGUGGCUAUCGGAGCGAAAUAAAAAUAGAGGACGGACGAGACGCACGGAAGGAAGCGCCGAGAUAAAGACCGGAUCAUCGGUUCACACGGCGAAAGGUGGUUGUUGAGAGAAACCUUCCUGUCAUCUGACGUGACCAUUAUACAGUCAACUUCUCUCCCUCCCUCCCUCCUUCCCUCCCUUUCUCUCUUUCUUUUUCUAUCCGUCUUUCCGGCUUUCGUGUCGCAUCUACGUCUCAUUGCCGUGAAAGCGGAGUCACUUCCUGCGUGUGGCAAACGCGCGACGCACGUCAGGACGACGACGUCUCGCCAGGACUCGAGGCGCGACGUCGUACGUGCCAUGCAAUGUCGGUGAAUUGAAUCGAGGCAAGAACGACAAGAAUCGGGGAAGACCGAGGUGAAAAACGGGAAACGUGGGACACCUUCGAAACUGGUUACGAGGGAGGUCCUCGAGGAGAUCGAAUGCCACUCGGAAGCUAAGGAGUACACGGACUGAUAUCAUAAAAAAUCAACAGAUACGGCACGCUGAUCGCUCGUCGCCAUGCCGCACACUGGACAAGCCGGGGUGAAUCAAUUAGGCGGCGUCUUUGUGAACGGCAGGCCGUUGCCGGACUGCGUGCGCCAGAGAAUCGUGCAGCUCGCCAUGGUCGGAGUCAGACCGUGCGAUAUUUCUCGACAGCUACUCGUGUCCCACGGCUGCGUCUCCAAGAUACUCACGAGAUUCUACGAGACGGGAAGUAUCCGACCCGGCAGCAUCGGCGGAAGCAAGACGAAGCAAGUAGCCACGCCGACAGUGGUAAAAAAGAUUUUACGGAUGAAGCAGGAACAGCCGACCAUGUUCGCCUGGGAGAUCCGCGAGCAGCUCGCGCGACAGGGAGCUUGCGAUCCCCAAAGCUUACCUUCCGUAUCGUCGGUCAAUCGUAUUCUUCGAGGUGGCGGGCUUCAUACUGAUAUCCCUGCCAUCGAGAACGGCGCAUCUGGCGGAUAUACGUCACAAAUUCCGUCGAACGCUGGAACCAGAGAUACACUCAUGAGAACGGAUUAUCAGCUGUUCUACCCGGGCGCUCUAGGACCGUUGCACAUUUCUACGAACACCGGCAAUACCGGCACACCGUCGUGGAAUCAGAGCUUCUACUCGUCCCUCUAUCAAGCGACGACCUUGCACUUGCAGCAUGGAAUGCAAUCCUUCGCACCUUUAGAUGCCGAACGUUUGUCAGAGCAAAACGGCGCGCAAAGUCAGCUGGAGCUGAAGUCGAGUUCGAGCUCGACGGCCGGCAGCGACGAUUCGCUGGACAAGAGCGACCUGGAUGAGAACUUGGUCGAAUCACAAGACCACUAUAAGUCCUUUCGGAGCACGCCGAUUAUCCUGGAGCUUAGCCAGAAAAUCGGCAGCGAUCGGAGCGCGUUCGUCAGGCACGGUACGCCCAAUUCGCACGCCAUGAACUCGGACAAUCCGCGCGAGAGCCCGAUAUCGAUCGUCGAGACGUCGAAGCGGGAUCCUCCAACGUCGCACAGGAUCCGCGAAACGAAGAACACGAGUCCAAGUACGACGAUGACGACGAAUGAGGGAGCGGCGGUGGAGAAUCAGCCGCCGCAGCCGCAGAAGAAGAAGAAUCCCUACUCGAUAGAGGAGCUGCUCAAAAAGGACGAGAGCAAAUCCACGUCCAGAAGGCCGAGAUUGCCCAACAUCGGCGUGGUCCAACCGUGCGGCAUUAUCGUGAGCAAGGAAAUUUAAGGAUGUCGAUCUCGUGUCGAGCGCCCAAAGGCUGUCAGAGUUGCAAAUAUACGUUGCUUUUGCGUUAUUUACACGAAGUAUAGACCAUAUCGAAAUUCAGCGAUGAAGCUUUGCUCGGGCGGACGUUAUACAGUGUGAGCAUACAUCAUCGGCCAUAGGUACGUGUGUAGUAUUAGCGGGUGCAAAGAAAAAUUGUACGAUGUAAAACGCAUUUGAUGAAAGUUGAGUAUAGCAGGGUAGAGGUAGCAGGAAAUUGAAUACCAUUGACAAGGAAAGGCUCAGAACUCGACUGCGUUGAUUUAAAACUUGGCAGGAUUACAAAGAAAGUUUCCUCAAACAAUACUCUUAUUUGAGUGCAGAUGAUCAAUCAUUUUCGAGAUAUUUUAUCAAUAAAUUUAAUGGCGUCUUUAAAGUUUAUUAGUACACUCACAUACGAGUAUUUGUGGCAUAGUGUAUAUGGUAACUGUUUCGUAAUUAUUUUAUUUAUACGUUA
This is a messenger RNA of Temnothorax curvispinosus, 3084 nucleotides long. RefSeq lists its product as uncharacterized. Gene Ontology annotation, molecular function: DNA-binding transcription factor activity, RNA polymerase II-specific; RNA polymerase II cis-regulatory region sequence-specific DNA binding. The coding region runs from base 1398 to 2591 and encodes 397 amino acids. Gene Ontology annotation, biological process: regulation of transcription by RNA polymerase II; anatomical structure development. The record is from RefSeq and is a predicted model, not a curated record. The transcript has 6 exons. NCBI's taxonomy places the organism in Eukaryota, Metazoa, Arthropoda, Insecta, Hymenoptera, Formicidae.